AAUAACAGCGAUCGGUUGUUUAAACUAAAUAUAAAUUGACAAUUUUUCUGGAUAGAAAUCUAAUCCAUUUAUGAAAAUGGCUACAUCUGAACUCAUGGAAUCUGCUAAAUUGAAUGUUCAAGAGAUAAAUUUCAAUGAUAAACUUCUCCCGCCAAGUGAACAAGCAUUGAAACGAUUCAUCUCUAGUUAUUUGCCAUUUUCUCUGAUGAAUUUACAAAAUCCUAAUGUAUUUCAUGCGCAAAAUGAUUUAUCAAGCAUAAAUUGUGAUUCUACGCUAUCAAAGACACUAUCAAUGACUACUACACUACUACUACUACUUCAGCGACAAUAACAUCUCCGUCAAUCAUCACAACGGACAACAGUAAUGCUGUGAAACCGCUGACAGAUGAUACCACCAAUGUCAAGAUGAAAAAUUCUAAUCUCCCGGCAAACUUUUCAUUUCCCUUUAAUACAAAUUCUAACUUGAAUGAGUUUAAAAAUGAUUCGGAUAGCGGAGAUGAAUUGAAAUCGCAUUCUACAAAUCCUUAUAUGAAUUUACGCAAUAAUAAUAAUAAUAAUGAUAACAAUAAUAAUAAUAUUAAAUCAAAUUUGUUGAAUAACAGUCUACCAUCUGACUGGAUGUUAAAUCCUCAGAAGUUAUUCUCUACAUUAAUGAUGGCUAAAGCUAGUAUGCAGAUGGGAACAGAUUUCGAUAGAUAUCAAGCAUUACCGAAACCUUCAAUAUUCGGUAUACCAGAUAAACUACCAGUACAAAAUAUGCCAAAUAAUGAUGAAUAUAAUAAUAUUUCUAAACAAAAAGAGGCUAAACCAUUGUUAUCACCAUCUAACUCAGUUCCAACAACCCAACCACAGCUGUCAAAUAUUCAUGAUGCUAUAAAUACCUCGCCAAACAAAGUGAACAGUAUAGUUGGUUCAACUCACCAAUCCACUUAUGCUACAAGUACACCAAAUAAACAUGUAAAGUGUAAUAAACAAGAAUUGACGCCUAAAUCAUCUUCUACAGAGAGUGUAGAUGGACAAGAUAUUCAAACUGCUUCUUUACCAUUUUCUCCACAAGAAAUAGUCCGAGUUUGUCAAACAUUUGAAGAAGCCGGUGAUAUUGAACAUCUUAGCCGAUUUUUAUGGUCAUUACCAUUGAAUCCAAGUCUAUGGGAAGUGUUGAAUAAGAGUGAAGUAAUUCUAAGAGCUAGAGCGCUUGCAGCAUUUCAUACAAGAAAUUUUAGAGAAUUAUACGCCAUCUUAGAAAGACACAGCUUUCCAAAAUCUUCACAUGUUAAACUACAAGCUUUAUGGCUUGAAGCACAUUAUCAAGAAGCAGAAAAUCUUCGUGGUCGACCACUUGGACCAGUUGAUAAGUACAGGGUAAGAAAGAAGUUUCCUAUGCCUAGAACAAUUUGGGAUGGUGAACAAAAGACGCAUUGUUUCAAAGAGCGUACAAGAGGUCUUCUACGUGAAUGGUACCUUCAAGAUCCUUAUCCGAGUCCAGCUAAAAAACGUGAACUAGCUAAUGCAACUGGGCUAACUGCAACACAAGUUGGUAACUGGUUUAAAAAUCGACGACAACGUGAUCGUGCAGCAGCGGCUAAAAAUCAACAACUCGAGAACUCUGACAGUGAUGUAGAACCUGAUAAUGAAAUAAGUUCAGAUGAUACUGAUCGAAAAGAUACUGAAGACAGAAGAAGGCAUACUUCACGUUCAGAUUCUUCAAGAUUUCAAUCGAAUUUCAAUGUUAAUCGUUUCUGUAUGCCAAUGACUGAGGAGAAAUUAACAAAAGAUAAAUCUGAUCAUUAUGAUAAAGAUGAAUAUGAUAGUGGUAUUAAAUGCAAUAAACUUCAGCACAAUUCACCAUCUCAUGAAGCUGAAAGUGAUAUCUGGUCACAAGGAUCAGAUAAUGACAGUUUUUUAAAUAUGAGAAAAGAACAGAAACGUGAAGCAAACAAUGAAUAUGAUAAUCAAACUCAUUUCCAUUCAAGAUUACACGAAAAUUAUACGAAUCCUAAACGACAGUGUUUCUAUCCUGGAGUAACUGGACUGAAGCAAAAUACACUAAAUCAACCAUUGAAUUUUGCACAAAAUUUAUAUAAUAUUCAAUCAGCUAUGCUGUCCACUGAUAAAGCCGAUGAAUUAAAUUUGAAUUCCCCGCCAAAAAAUAAACCGUUCAAUUUUCCAUUUGAUAUAUUGAAUUUAGGACAAAAUGUACAGCAGAAAAUGUCCACCGCUACAUUACAGAGAUCCGAUUUUCCAUCUAAUGCUUGGAAUAAUGAAAUGAAACCUUCAGACGCUAUUAAUUAUGCUACAAAUGUACCAGCUUCUCAAUUUCUGAACUCUAAUAAUAUCAUGAAUCGACACGAGUAUCCUGUGUCCACUAACUUUGAUAAUAAUAAUAAUAUAUCUAUGAGUGCUGGUUUAAAAUAUUCCAAUUUAAACCCUUUCAAAGUUAUUUCUACAAAACCAAAUAAUGAUCCUCAACUAUCCAACGAUUUAAUUAGACAGUCUAAUCUAACGGAACAUGAUAAAAUGCCUCGUAAUAUGUGUACUUCUGAAAAUUUAUUCCCUCCGAUAUUUCCCCCCCUACCACAAUUCAUAUCUAAUUAUAUUAAACCGUCUGAAUUACCUUCGUUAUUAAGACCAGUGAAAAAUGAUACUAACAUAAAUUCACCUCUCUUCGUUCCACCAGCAUUUAUACCGCCAUCCACAUCACCAAAUAAACCGAUAAAUUUUAAACAACACUACUCUGAUCCAGAGGUUGCUAAUCAUUUCAGUAAGCAAAUGACUGGAGAAAAUCUACUCCCGGAGAAUUUAUCCCAAUUUAAAAAUAACCAUACUAUCAGUAGUAGUUACAACAGUGACAGUACACUGAUAAAUAGUCCACUAUCGUCAACAGCACCAUUUUCUGCAUCGUCUUCACCAUCACUUUAUCUCUGGCAAAAAAUGUUUGAAUGGUAUUCAACCCAAAUACAACAGCAGCAGCAACAACAGCGACACCAUCAUACUCAACCAUUUUUACCAAAAGAUUUUCUUCAGCAUUUACCUCAUACUAACCAUGAAACUGAUAAUAAGAUGUUGAGUGAUCUCAGUAAUAAUAUAAAUAGUAUUAUCAGUCAGCCAUUCACUAAUACAAACAAGCAUAAUGACGAGAAAAGCGGAGGUGACAAUGAGACAGUACCAAUGAGUACUGAUCGGAUUUUAUUUACAAAAACAACAACAACACCAACAACUGAACAAACAGUCGAUCCAGUGUCAUAUUCCCAAACUGAUGAAGCCGCAAUAUCGACAACAACAACAACGACAGCAAGUGAAGACGUACAAGACUCGAAGCCUGUAAAUAGUUUGAAAGAAGAAGAAAAGGUAGGGGAGAAUCAAUGUAAUGUUUCGCCUUCUAAUUACCUUGUCAAUUCAACAGAUGAAAAUAGUAAUAAUUCAGAUGAAUCCUCCUUAGAUAUUUAACCCUAAAUAGAGAUACUUACACACUAUUAAAAAUAUCGGAUCACAGCUACACAGUUUCACAUACUUUCAAGGAACUGACGAUCCUGUUUUCACUUAUUUUAAGCACAUUUUGUUUCAGAAAAUGUGUAUCUAGUAAAUAGUAACCGUGAGAAUUAUGACAAACAUUAUAUCAGUCUUGCUGAUAUCAGCGCCUUCUACAUUCCUGAUCCCCUUUCUAAUGGUAUUGAAAACUACAUCUUAUAUUCUUAUACUUUCAGUUUUCGUGUCGUUCUUUUUUUCUCAGUAGUUGUUCGGUUUACAGUGUGGUGCCUAUCAAUUAAUGGGGAGAAUAAAAAUUUUCUCAACACAAAACGGCGAGUAUAAAAAACAAACACUGAUUUCAAAUACUUUCCUUUAUAGUAAUAAUGCAUUUAAUCUCUAUUGCUUGUUUGUAAAUAAUACGUAUUUUCAGCAAUUGUGUCAAAUAUAU
Messenger RNA from Trichobilharzia szidati, 3916 nucleotides. The record is from the annotation of a GenBank genome assembly. Lineage: Eukaryota; Metazoa; Platyhelminthes; Trematoda; Strigeidida; Schistosomatidae.